AGCUGAUUGCUAAGAAUGACCUGAUAGCCGAAAAAAUGCAGGCAUCGCUCAACAUGAUUGAAAAAAUUAUGGAAGGAGCGAACAAAAUGAUGGAGCAAAUGGUCAGAGUGUCGGAGGUCAACCUGGAAGAACAGAGAGUUAAACUUAGAUGUUUAGAGGUAACUAAAAAUAACACACAAAGUUUAGAGAAUUUAGAGGAAAGCCAUGUUCAAAAGUCAAAAGAGUUAGAGUUAAAUAAUAAAAAGAGAAAAUUAGAGGAAAUGAUCCAUGGAUCUGAGCAUAAAGGAAAAGAGGUAGUUAAUAAUAAUAAAAGUCUAGAGGUAAUUAAGAGUGUAAUUAAAAGUGAAUUAAAUAAUCAAAAACUAAAUAUUAAAAGAGAAUAUAAGCUGACGCAAAAAUCCAACUUCGAUCUCUGGUUAGAUUAUCUAAGAUCAGAAUUAAUGAGUAACGAUUUGCUAGAUGUCAUAGAUUUAGAAGUAGCUGGUCCGGAAAAUCUUACAGAGUCAAGGACAAUUAAAAGAAAUAACCUUGUUAGAGACAUAAUAAUUAAUCAUUUAGAUGAAGAAUACCAUAAGAGAAUUUUACAUGAACGCGAUUCUAGAGUAAUUUUAAAGAAAUUAAGAGGAUAUAAAAAGAGUGAGACAAAUGUUACUCACACAUCCGUAAGAGCUCGUUUAUAUCAAAUGAAGAUGAGAAGAGACGAAAAAGUGAGUGAUUUUUGCGAACGCUUUGACUCAAUUAUUAGAGAAUAUGAGACGUGUGAAGAUGCAGUCCCUCUCACUGAACAAGAAAUCAGAUCUUCGUUCUAUCAGGCUGUGUCUUCUAACAUACCUGAAUUAAGAGGCGUUGAUCUGAUUAGAAGACAUACAAACUUGAAAGAGAUGAACAUAGAUGAAAUAAAAUCAUUCAUCCUACAGUUAGAAGCAGAGAAGAGGUCAGAGGUGAGAGACAAACCUAGAGCCCAGAGAGUAGCCACUAAUAUAAGAGGAAAACCGGAAAACAGAUGUUACCGGUGCAACAAAGACGGUCACUGGGCAAAGGAGUGUCCACUGGCCGAUACAAACACCUGGUUUUGUUACUACUGCCAGAGGGUCAGGACUCACAAAGGGGACGACUGCCCAUUUUCCAAGACUCAGUCCACGGAUAAAUUUAGAGGAAAAAGGUACAAAAAUAAAACGUUUAUAUUAGAAAGAAAACAAAAUAAAAUCAAACGCGAACAUAAGGGCUUUAAGAAAAACAUUAGAGGAAAAACGGUUAAGAAAGAAAAUAAAGAGGACAAAAAGUUAAAGAAAUCAUCAAAAAUCUCAGCAGAUGAAGAAAAACUAGAAUCAGGUAAGAAUAGGUUUUUAAAGAGUUUAGAUGAUCCUAAAGAAUUAAUUAGCUUCAUCGCGGAUUCAGGAGCAACUGAUCACAUUGUAAACACAAAUAUAAUUUUGUCAAAUUUUGAGAAAUGCGAGAAUAAGUUCAUUAAGUGUGCGAACAAGAAUGGGUUUGUUGACCCAUGGUUCAACAUGGGUUGACCUGAUGAUGGAUGGUAGGGGAGAUCUUUUGUUGUAUAGAGAUGAGAAAGAGGGAGAAGACAUUAGAUUAACUAAUGUAAUCACAACAAAGGAUGUAUCCGAAAACCUAUUGUCUUUGAGAAGGUUGGCGGACGCAGGCUUUAGCAUUUAUCUAGAUGAUAAAAUAUUUAGAGUCUAUAAUAAAAUAACCAACAAAAUAGCGUUUGAAGGAGUUUAUGAAAAACCCAACUGGAUAAUACAGUUUAAAGUAAAGAGUAACAAAGUAGAGAAAGAGGGCGACGAUAACUGUGCAGUAUAUUGUUGCAAAGCUAAAAUAAAGUCACAUUGCGAGCAUCCUAAACAAUCGCAUGCAAAAAUUCAAAACAUAGAAUUACCCAACUCGGUGGUAGAAUAUAGAGAAAAUAAGAAUGUUAGGCAUGCGAUUGGGAGGGAGAAUGAAAUGAAGCUCGCAAAUGUGAACGAAAGAUUAGAAUCUGAUCAGAAUACAGACCUUAGCCAAAUCACUAAAAUAGAAGAUGUAGAGUCAUUAAUAGAAUUAGAGGAAAUGGUUAAAAGUUCGAUCACAGAGAAACCAAA
Monomorium pharaonis (pharaoh ant) is the source of this 2096-nucleotide messenger RNA. RefSeq lists its product as uncharacterized. Gene Ontology annotation, molecular function: nucleic acid binding; zinc ion binding. Bases 36 to 1520 code for a protein of 494 amino acids. The transcript has a single exon. The record is from RefSeq and is a predicted model, not a curated record. Lineage: Eukaryota; Metazoa; Arthropoda; Insecta; Hymenoptera; Formicidae.